AUGACGAGACAGAAAGUGAAAAUGGUUUUCAUAGAAAACGACUCAGCAAGAAAAUCAACAUUCAAGAAAAGAAAGAAGGGAAUCCUGAAGAAGGCCCACGAGUUAGCAACUCUCUGUGACGUCCCGAUCGGGAUAGUCAUCGGAAGUCCGUACGACUCGACCCCGGAGGUGUGGCCAACGAGGGAAUCGAUGGACAAGGUGCUGUCCCAGUGGAAGGCGAUGUCGGCGAUGGACAAGUCCAAGAAGAUGAUGAACCAAGAGUCCUUUCUCCGACAGAGGAUCAACAAGGCAACCGAGUCCCGUAGGAAGCUGUGUAAAGAGAACAGAGAGCUGGAGAUGAAAGAGGUCAUGUUCGAUUGUCUCAAAGGCAACACUUCUCCUUCUCGUGUUGACCCGAGGAAUCUUCGAGAUUUGGGUGGUAUCAUUGAACAGCAUCUCAAAGAUAUUAACCGUAGGAUCGAUAUUCUUAAGAAGAACGAUGAGCCGUCUUCCUCCUCUGUUCUUGCUCUUGCUACUCCAACAGCACCUUAUGUUAUGCCUAGGGUUGAGAUGCCGUCUUCCUCUUCUGCGGUUGGAUUUUACGAUAAGAUCCGAGAACAAAUUGAAACUAGUAUGAAUAAGGAGGCCAUGAAGAAGGACUUGGAUUUGAAUCAGAAGCAGUGUUGA
Microthlaspi erraticum is the source of this 666-nucleotide messenger RNA. Lineage: Eukaryota; Viridiplantae; Streptophyta; Magnoliopsida; Brassicales; Brassicaceae. The record is from the annotation of a GenBank genome assembly.